UGUAAACGCCUUUGUGCCAACAAUCUCCUAGGUUUGAGAAUCUAGAAACGGUGAACGAGAAAUAUCUGACAAGGCAGCAGGAGCUCGGGAGCGGUCCAGGGCGUUUCUCUCCCAAUUCCGUUUACAGGGUCACUAAAGCCCCGAGCUCAGAGCCAGAGAUUCCUCUCUUAACGCAUCAACUCGGACACUCAAGGUGCCACCCCAGCCGGGACCCCAAUUUGACUCCCCUUUCUAGUCCAGCUGAGUUCCCACUUCCACGUCCUAGUUCUCCAGCGCUGGAAAUCGCUCCUACGCCUACUGCGCCGCUGUGGUUUCUGGGAACUGUAGUUCCGUGUACUCGAGCCACACGCACUUCCGGGUUCGACCAGAAGCGCAGCCAUUGUUCCGCGCGCGGACGCUCGCUCUUGCCGCGUAUCUCAACCCUUCGGAGGUUACCCCGAGCGUCCCUGUGGAUGCCGACCAAGGGAGGGGGCCGAGCCAGUUUAACCCGAGUCUGUCCUGUGCAGAGUCGCAGCAGAGGGUUGCUAAGCCGAGUUCUGCCUGCCGCAGAGCGGUGCCAGGCAUCGAGGCUGGGGCGGGCCCGAGUCGGGUCGCUAAUCCCCGGACGCCCAGACCUGGAGGAGAGCAUGGAAGAACAGGAUGAGAAGCCUCCAGGACCCCUGAAGGUCUGUGCGCAGGAAAUUAUCAUCAAGGUCGAGAGAGAAGAUGUUGCUUCCUUGGCGCCUCCAUCCCAGGAAGGAGUAAACUUAAAAAUUGUGACUGUGGACUUUACUCAAGAGGAAGAGUACAUUUUAAACCCUGCUCAGAGGACCUUGGACAGAGAUGUGAUCCUGGACAGAGAUGUGAUCCUGGAUAACCACAGAGACCUGGUCUCUUGGGGUAAGAAAUACAGUCCUCUUUGA
Condylura cristata (star-nosed mole) is the source of this 902-nucleotide messenger RNA. Its product is annotated as zinc finger protein 180-like. The record is from RefSeq and is a predicted model, not a curated record. Gene Ontology annotation, biological process: regulation of DNA-templated transcription. The coding region runs from base 453 to 902 and encodes 149 amino acids. The transcript is spliced from 4 exons. NCBI's taxonomy places the organism in Eukaryota, Metazoa, Chordata, Mammalia, Eulipotyphla, Talpidae.